AUGCGCAUGCAGCACGUCGUGCUCAUUAAUAACUGCAAAGAAACUCUUCACGAAUUUGCUAUUCUCAAAGACGUACUCAAAGAUGGAGUCAUUAUAUUCAAAACAAUCGUUACUAUAACCAUCCAUGAAAAUAAUAGCAAUUAUGCCCCGUCUCGCGAGGUCUUCGCCUUUGAUGUCAAUAGAAAGAACCGACGAUCUUUUGUGGGGGACAUUGAGAGUGUCGAUCAUCAUUGCGAUUACCGAAACAUUAUCUGCACAGAUAGAUGA
Fusarium pseudograminearum CS3096 is the source of this 267-nucleotide messenger RNA. RefSeq lists its product as uncharacterized. NCBI's taxonomy places the organism in Eukaryota, Fungi, Ascomycota, Sordariomycetes, Hypocreales, Nectriaceae. The coding region runs from base 1 to 267 and encodes 88 amino acids. The transcript is spliced from 2 exons. The record is from RefSeq and is a predicted model, not a curated record.